AACAGAUUCACCACCACGUGCCUUGGCAGUACAAGUGCAAUUCCCGUUUGAUACUCCUCUCACAUCCUAUCUGUUGAGAACCCUCCCCUUCCUCCAUAGUGCGCAAUAGGCAUUUCCACGGCGCAUCGGGGCUUCAGAACAACCCCCGAGCCCACCACCUGGACCUGGACCUGGACCUCUAUCUCGACUCCCAAACCCACAGCCGAAGCACAAUGAAUCCACACAUUUCGCUGCCCCGGCCUACAGGAGGGCCCUCGAACUUUGGUGGUACAGCACCGUCGAGUCGGUCCGAGAGCCUCCGAAUGCCACGCUUCUUUAAACGCUUAUUCAAGUUUCCGCAGAUGGACUUUGAGAUGGCCAUAUGGGAAAUGUUGAGCCUGAUAAUAGCGCCAAAGAAAGUUUUUAGGUCAAUAUAUUACCAUAAACAAACUAAGAACACAUGGCACCGACCCGACCCUUCCUUUACCUACCUCCUCUCCGGCUUCCUUCUCCUCACAGCCCUCGGCUGGGGUCUUGCAUACGCCGACGGUGCCGCCCGAACCCUGCGCAUAAUGCUUAUCUUCAUGUUCGGCCAUUUCCUUCUCCUCUCCCUCCUAAUCGCAACCCUAUUCUACUUCCUAGUCGGCCGGCUUCUCGGACCUGGCGUGAAAGGGCUUCCCGGACGACGCCGACAAGGACUUUUCAACGUCGAAGAAGGCGAGGGCGGGAACGAGCUCGAGUUUGGAUACUGCUGGGAUGUGGCAAUCCGGGCUUUUGUGCCUAUUUGGGUGUUUUUAUACGUUGUGCAGUUUUUACUUAUGCCUGUCAUUGCGAGCAAAUACUGGUUAUCACUGCUGGUCGGAAACUCGCUCUACCUCGUCGCACUAAACUACUACUUCAUCAUCACCUUCCUCGGCUACAACGCCCUCCCCUUCUUACACCACACUGAGCUGCUUCUCCUACCAAUAGGGAUAUGCACGAUCCUAUGGUUCGUCAGCCUCUUCGGCCUAAAUCUACCGAAGCAUCUCGCGCCUGUUUUAUGGGCAGGAGCCAAGUUAAGGAAGGAUGUCUGACGACCCUGCCGAAGCAGGGCGUAUUGUACGAUAUGAAGGACGCGGGAUGUAGGUCUAAGGCGUUUUAUGCAGUAGAUAAUUGGCGUUGAAAGGCCCUCAUGGCGUUUCAUAGGCAUACGGCGCACCUACCGAGAAGGUUGGGCAUUAUUGUGUUUUUGGAUUGCGGCAUUUCUAGCGAAAGGGGUUCAUAUUACCUAAUUAUCUAGUGGUUGUAUAAUAUGUCGCCCCGUGGAUGUAUCUAGUACAAUUUUACACUUAUCACAGCCUUAGUUUUCGAGCGCACAUGAUGAGGAGUUGAAGUUGUGGUGGUCUGAUGGCUUCUAGCAUUGUUGAUGCGCAUGCCCAACAGCGGCAUAGUUAUAUGUACU
Messenger RNA from Lindgomyces ingoldianus, 1420 nucleotides. RefSeq names its product UNC-50. The coding region runs from base 213 to 1052 and encodes 279 amino acids. The transcript has 4 exons. Gene Ontology annotation, cellular component: Golgi membrane. The record is from RefSeq and is a predicted model, not a curated record. NCBI's taxonomy places the organism in Eukaryota, Fungi, Ascomycota, Dothideomycetes, Pleosporales, Lindgomycetaceae.